Messenger RNA from Alternaria incomplexa, 1119 nucleotides. RefSeq lists its product as uncharacterized. The record is from RefSeq and is a predicted model, not a curated record. Bases 1 to 1119 code for a protein of 372 amino acids. NCBI's taxonomy places the organism in Eukaryota, Fungi, Ascomycota, Dothideomycetes, Pleosporales, Pleosporaceae. The transcript has 8 exons.
AUGACACUUCAUGAGGAUCUAGGCCCCAACCUCACGGCGACCGUCCUUGUGACGGGGCUGCUUGCCUUCAUCACUAUGGGUAUGCGGGCGUAUGUCAGGAUCACCAAGCAUAACUGGGCUCUUGAGGACUGGGUUAUGGCAGUAGGAUGCUUGCCUCUCAUGACACUGACUAUCGUCACCACUAUCGGCUCCUAUUACGGCAUCGGCGCCAAAGACAGUACUUUUGCUAAGCCUGGCAACCAGAAAUACGUCGAGACAGCAUAUUUCUGGUUCUUCCUCUACGAGGUCUUCUACUGCACAUCCAUCAUCUUUGUCAAGCUCAGCAUCGCCUUCAUGCUGAACCGGAUAGCCGGCAGGAGGUUGGUUUACAUCUACAUCAACUACGGCAUCAUGGGCCUCUGCGCGGCGACCAAUCUGGCAGCUAUCCUGUAUAUCAUCUUCCAGUGUUGGCCAGUGGAGGCUGCUUGGAGGGCUGAUCUCAUGGCCGAAGGUACCUACUGCCAGCCUCCGGUCUACCUACAAAACGUCUACUUCUUCUGCACUUCGGUUAACAUCUUCACUGACUGGGCUACUGCGCUCAUGCCAAUCGCUCUGCUAUGGAAUGUGCAAAUGAACAGGAACACCAAGAUCUCAGUUGGUGGCAUCCUGAGCUUGGGCAUCUUUACAUCUAUCUCAGGCUUAGUCCGCCUAAAGUACACCGUUGGCCUUACGAGCAGCCACGACUAUCUUUAUGGCCUCGCCAACAUCCUCAUCUGGGGCUACGCCGAACCCGCCCUCGGCAUGCUCGUCGGCAACAUCGCAACCCUCCGCCCACUCUUCCAGCGCCUCCUUCACCUAGGCUCAAGCGGCUCUCAUCAGCCUCGCUCAGGCACACCCCACGGUGUCAGCAACCCCGACCGUUCGCACCGUUACAAGCCUUUUGACACCGAGCUCGAGCUCGGCACGGUCACAGACAACCAGGACACGCACAUGCCGGCGAUCAAGGUUCAUGCGGGACGCGUUAGUGUAUCGAGUGACAGCGAGAGCCAGAAGGAGAUUCUGGAGAAGAACGACCGGUUUUUGAGUAACAACAAGGAUAGUAUUGUUGUUAGUCGGCAUGUGGAAAUUAGUCGCGAUUAG